Aedes aegypti (yellow fever mosquito) is the source of this 2111-nucleotide messenger RNA. RefSeq lists its product as uncharacterized. Bases 283 to 1827 code for a protein of 514 amino acids. The record is from RefSeq and is a predicted model, not a curated record. The transcript is spliced from 3 exons. NCBI's taxonomy places the organism in Eukaryota, Metazoa, Arthropoda, Insecta, Diptera, Culicidae.
UUAGCGAAACGUAGUCAUUCGCAUACACUGACACACCGGAUGGAUGGCGAUACUUACAUGCAUGGAUAACAUAGUGGAUGGUGUCAACCGCCGAGUCAGCAGAUUUAUAUUAUAAAAAGGUAGUGACCGCGUGGCUCGUUCUCUUUUUUCCUGAAGGCGUCUGAUCAACUACCGGUGGUAGAGUUGAAGAAGUUCCUGCCGAACUUAAGUGGUGUCAGAAGUGGGAUCGUGAAGGUGUUAAAAUAGAGGAAACAGUCCCGCCGCACGAUCGAGAAAACCCGGAUGCAGACUUCAAGACUACUAUGUUUCCUAUUCUGGACAUCUACAGCUUGGACAGACAUCCGCAUUUACGACCUGACUAAUAAUCCCAUAGCAAUCAUACCUCUCGGACAGGCCAGGAUUAGUAACAGUUAUAUCAGAGUAAUUCAUCCCGUAAAUUUAACAGCCAUAAAAGAUGCUAUAGAUUUGUUUGACUAUGUAACUAAAAAUUCUGAUUUAAAUAAUUCACUUUUCGAUCAAGUUAUUAGAAAAAAGAUAAAUAAAAUACACUUAACGUUCAACAGAAUUGUACCUCAAAACAGAUUCAAGAGAUGGGAAUCACUCGGUAGGGCGUGGAAAUACGUAUCAGGCAGUCCUGAUGCGGACGAUUUGAAAGUCAUUAACUCAACAAUCAAUUCUUUAGUAACUGAAAAUAAUAAUCAAAUACACAUUAAUAAUGUAUUCGAGAAAAGAAUGAGAAACCUUACAAGAACAUUCAAUCUUCUGAUAGAUAACGAGCAAAAAUUAGAAAAUGUUACAUUUAAAAGCUUCGAUUCACUUAAUUUUGUAUUCGAACUUGAUGAACUAUUGUAUUACCUAGAAGUUGUCGAGGAAUCCAUUACAUUGGCGAGAAGCAGCAUCCCAAACAGUCGCAUCAUUCACGAACGGGAACUGGAAGCCAUACAAAGAAUCCUCAACGGCAAUGGCUUUGGACUUGACUCGGUUGACAGUAUUUUGAACAUCGCCAGUGCUUACGUAAUGUUCAACAAAGACACAUUCAUAUACAUACUGAAAAUACCCAGAAUCAAAAACGUACCGUACACACUCAGCUUCGUUGAACCAGUAAUUGCAGAAGGUUACCGCAUUCAUUUACCAAAACCAUUUUACCUGAAAGGGAAAACUUCAUUCAUCUCACAAAGCCCAUGUUCUAAGUUAAAAGCUCUCUUCGUGUGUUCCAAUACCAAUUUAGAACCACUCACAGAAUGUAUGCAACAACUAAUCUCCGGAGAGACAGCUGAUUGCCCCAUGGAACGAAUCUAUGGAGAUAAAACUAUACGAAAAGUUAACGAUGGCAAUAUUGUUAUUCACGGAGACAACAUCACCCUGAGGUCCAACUGUUCAACCACCCGAUUCCUUAGUGGAUCAUACCUCAUUCAGCAUUCAAACUGUAUGUUAAACCUGGACGAUGAGGAGUACACAAGUACUAACCUGGAAAUACAACCGUUCACACCGGUUACCACAAUCAAGGUAAAUCCGACCAAUGUGAUAAACCAUAUCCCGUUGGAACAUUUACAGGAACUACAUUUAGAGCAUCGGAACCAAAUAGAUCACCUCAACCUAACAACGGAAAAUAUACAUUGGAAACUAAACAUCUUUGGGUGGAUAGUUUCCGCUUCAGCAACAACGUUACUGGUCUUCAUACUGGGUACAAUCAUAACCAUAGUCUUCAAGCUUUUCAUUUUCAAAACAGUCUUUGCACCGAACAUGCGAGAAGGAACCAAGGAAAAUAGCAGUUCAACCGAGGCGCAUCCUGAGUCGAGAAGCAUACCGCUUAUCCCGCAGCAAUAGAGGAAGCCGAGGACGGCUUCUAACUAGAAGGGGAGCCGUUAGCGAAACGUAGUCAUUCGCAUACACUGACACACCGGAUGGAUGGCGAUACUUACAUGCAUGGAUAACAUAGUGGAUGGUGUCAACCGCCGAGUCAGCAGAUUUAUAUUAUAAAAAGGUAGUGACCGCGUGGCUCGUUCUCUUUUUUCCUGAAGGCGUCUGAUCAACUACCGGUGGUAGAGGUAUAGUGUAGUGAAUAAAGUGGUUGUAAAUUAGAAUUAAAGUUUUUAAAAAGUUGAAGAAGU